This is a messenger RNA of Coccinella septempunctata (seven-spotted ladybird), 827 nucleotides long. Its product is annotated as acylphosphatase-1-like. Gene Ontology annotation, molecular function: acylphosphatase activity. NCBI's taxonomy places the organism in Eukaryota, Metazoa, Arthropoda, Insecta, Coleoptera, Coccinellidae. The transcript has 4 exons. The record is from RefSeq and is a predicted model, not a curated record. Bases 355 to 672 code for a protein of 105 amino acids.
GAAAACUAACUAACAAAUGUGCCACGUGGAAGGAAAAAUCAAACUGCGAUCGAUUUUUUAUUUCUCGAUUUCAAAGGAUCGAGAUGGGAUAUAAGGAAGAGAGAUACUCGAAAAGACCAAUAAUUAUUUAUCACUUCUCAUCGGAUCGAUUAUAAUUAUAGCUACUUCUACUCAGAUACACCCUGUAUAAGCCAAGGAAACCUCAUUCCCGUACACGUCAAGUAUUUCUGUGAAACCUUCGCCGUUUCCAAGAUACGAACGACCUUUCAAAGUGACGUUAUCGAUGUUUGCAUUGUACAGAGUAUCAGUCCCACUGUCAUCGUCGAGAUCCACUUCGGAAUAUUCAGAUAUAAGAUGGCCUCAUCUUCAAGAUUGAUCUCGGUAGAUUUCGAAGUGUACGGACACGUGCAAGCACACACAAAAGGAGGCGAACGUACUCAACCUGAAGGGGUACUGCAUGAACACCAAACGAGGAACUGUCAAAGGAACGUUGCAAGGAGAUAUCGACAAAGUAAACAUGAUGUAAGCGAGAGGAAAAGGAAAGUUUGGCUCCAGAAGACCGGUAGCCCAAAGUCCAAGAUAGAGAAAGCCGAAUUUAGCAACGAGAAACAGAUUACGUCUCCUUCGUUCAACGAUUUCGCCAUCAAGAAAUUCGGAAAUUUUCACUUUUAGGACGGUUGCCAACAAACGUAAAUUCGAAGUGAUUAGAGGUUUGGCGUUAAUGAGAUGCGACCACUUUUAAAUUUAUGUGAAAGCAUCGCCUGUACGAUGAUACUGAAAAAUCUCAAUUGUGAAUUCUGAAAUGACGAAUAAAUUUUAGUAUGUUA